AUGGCACCAACUUCAUCACCACCAACCACUCUUGCUUCCAAGAAUCGAGUUCUCAUCAUUGGUGCAACAGGUUUCAUGGGAAAAUUUUUGACUGAGGCAAGUCUUUCCUCGGCACAUCCUACCUAUUUGUUGAUCCGGCCAGGAGGACCUCUUAUUUCUCAGAAAUCUACCACUAUUAAGACUUUCCAAGAGAAAGGAGCCAUUAUCAUUUACGGCGGGGUAGAUAACAAGGAGUUUAUGGAGAAGAUAUUGAAAAAGUAUGAAAUAGAUAUAGUAAUUUCUGCAAUAGGAGCUGAAAGUUUGCUGGAUCAGAUUACUUUGGUGGAGGCAAUGAAAACAAUUAAGACCGUUAAGAGGUUUUUGCCUUCAGAAUUUGGUCACGAUGUGGACAGAGCUGAUCCUGUGGAGCCAGGUUUAGGAAUGUACAAACAGAAGCGUUUGGUUAGACGUGUGAUCGAGGAAUCUGGUGUACCCUACACCUACAUAUGUUGCAACUCCAUCGCAUCUUGGCCUUACUAUAACAACUGUCAUCCAUCGUCGCUUCCUCCACCGUUGGAUCAGUUGCACGUCUAUGGUAACGGCAAUGUCAAAGCUUACUUUGUUGAUGGCUUUGAUAUUGGAAAGUUCACUAUGAAGAUAGUUGAUGAUCAUAGAACAAUCAACAAAAAUAUUCAUUUUCGUCCCUCUAUCAACUGCUAUAGCAUGAAUGAACUCGCUUCUUUGUGGGAGAAUAAAAUUGCCCGGAAAGUUCCUAGACUCGUCGUCUCUGAAAACGAUCUUCUAGCAAUAGCCGCAGAAAAUAUCAUACCAGAGAGUAUUGUUGCAUCACUCACUCAUGAUAUAUUCAUCAAUGGAUGUCAAGUUAGUUACAAGAUAGAUGGAGUUCAUGAUGUUGAGAUUAGCGCGCUGUAUCCCGGGGAAUCAUUCAGGAGCAUGGAGGAUUGUUUUGAGAGCUUUGUUGUCAUGGCGGCCGACAAGAUUCAUAAAGAGGAAAAUGGAGUUGCCGGCGGCGCAAAGUCUAUAGUAGAACCAGUAAUAAUCACAGCUUCCUGUUGA
Molecule: messenger RNA, 1056 nt
Organism: Lathyrus sativus (Indian pea)
Lineage: Eukaryota; Viridiplantae; Streptophyta; Magnoliopsida; Fabales; Fabaceae
Source: the annotation of a GenBank genome assembly